This is a messenger RNA of Chanos chanos (milkfish), 747 nucleotides long. RefSeq names its product E3 ubiquitin-protein ligase TRIM17-like. Gene Ontology annotation, molecular function: zinc ion binding. The transcript is spliced from 4 exons. The coding region runs from base 1 to 747 and encodes 248 amino acids. Lineage: Eukaryota; Metazoa; Chordata; Actinopteri; Gonorynchiformes; Chanidae. The record is from RefSeq and is a predicted model, not a curated record.
AUGGCUGCAAAGCGCAUUUUCGCUGAUGAAGAUUUUACGUGCCCCGUGUGCUGUGACAUUUUCACAGAUCCUGUUCUUUUGCAAUGCAGUCAUAGUGUAUGUAAAGCCUGUGUGGAGCAAUACUGGAUCACUAAACCGUUUCGACAGUGCCCUAUUUGCAGAAAAAGAUCAAAAAGAAAUCCGCCCAUUAACCUGGCGUUGAGGAAUCUAUGCGAAGCUUUCCUUGAGGAUAGAAAUCAACGCGCAUCUGAAGUGCUUUGCGCUUUACACGACGAAAAACUUAAGCUUUUCUGUCUUGACGAUAAAGAACCUGUGUGUUUGGUAUGUCGAGACUCCAGUAAACACAAAGACCAUAGGUUUCGACCCGUGGAUGAAGCAGUUCGCGACGUAAAGGAGGAGAUCCGGAGAACUUUGAUUCCUUUGAAUGAGAAAAAGAGAGUGCUUGAAAAAGCGAAACAAACGUUUAUACAAAAGGAACAGUAUGUUCAGAGCCAGGGUAAGACAACAGAGAAGCUGAUUAAAGAAGAGUUUCUAAAACUUCACCAGUUCUUGUUCAAAGAACAAGAGUCCAGGAUGACUGCUGUGAGGGAAGAGAGAAGAAUAAAGUGUGAGAUAAUUCAGAAGAAGGUGGAGACAAUGGACAGAGAGAUAUCAUCUGUUAUUCAGAUUAUCAGAGAGGUGGAGAAGAGAUUAGGAGUGAACAACAUCUCAGUUCUGCAGAACUUUAAGGAUACCUUGAAACAGUAA